CUCUACACACACAGACCCGCUCUCUUCAUCUCUCUCUCCAAUUCCAAAAUCACAAUCUUCCUCUCUUUCUUCUUAGCAUUUCAAGUACUACAAAGUCUUCUUUACGUUACUUCUCUAGUCUAGAAUUAAACCUUUCCUCUCAUUCCCAUUUUGCUCACACAAAAUAGAGUAAAAGCAGACUACCCUGUUCUCCUGUUCUUCAAGAUUGUAUUUAACUGAUUACUUUAACAUAAUUUAGAGGUGACAAUGACUCAACAAAAUGUUGUAGUGUCCGAUCCCAAAUCCGGUAUUAAUUUGACAAUACCGGUGAAGGUAGCAGUAGCUGCCCAGAAGCCGCCACCGGCACCGGGCAGUUGCAUCACAAUAUCAAGAAAGACACUUGUUGAAAUCAAUGGCAAUAAAAUCAACUCUUGGGUUGAUUCAAUGAGAGCUUCCUCUCCUACACAUCACAAGUCAUCCACUCCUCCUCUUUCAGAUGACUUGACUUCUUGGAUGGUGCAACAUCCAUCAGCACUGGAUAUGUUUGAGCAGAUAAUAAGUGCUUCAAAGGGAAAGCAAAUUGUGAUGUUUUUAGACUAUGAUGGCACUCUUUCCCCUAUUGUUGAGGACCCUGAUCAAGCUUUCAUGUCUGAUGCUAUGAGAGCAACAGUGAGAAAGCUUGCUAGAUAUUUCCCUACUGCAAUAGUGAGUGGCAGGUGCAGAGAUAAGGUAUACAACUUUGUACGAUUGGCAGAGUUGUACUAUGCUGGAAGCCAUGGUAUGGAUAUAAAAGGGCCAUCAAAAGGUUCCAAAUACAAGAAAGGAGGUCAAGCUGUUCUGUUCCAAGCAGCAAGUGAAUUUAUCCCUAUGAUUGAUGAGGUUUACAAAGCACUUCAUGAUGCAACAAAGUCUAUAGAAGGAGUUAGAAUGGAGAAUAACAAAUUUUGUGCCUCUGUACAUUUCCGCUCUGUUGAUGAAAAGAAAUGGGGUGAGCUAGCACAAGUAGUAAGGUCAGUGCUUAAAGAAUAUCCAAAGCUUCGAUUAUCACAAGGGAGAAAAGUAUUUGAGAUUCGUCCAACUAUUAAAUGGGACAAAGGCAAAGCUCUUGAAUUCUUGCUUGAAUCCCUGGGAUAUGCUAACUGUACUGAUGUCUUUCCUGUAUAUAUUGGUGAUGAUCGAACCGAUGAAGAUGCUUUCAAGGUCCUAAGAGAAAGAGAUCAAGGUUUUGGCAUUCUUGUCUCCAAAAUUCCAAAAGACACACAUGCAUCUUAUUCUUUGCAAGAACCAUCUGAGGUUAUGGUGUUUCUACGACGUUUGGUAGAGUGGAAAAAGUUGACACUAAGAAGACAGUUUAGAAUUCGAAGACAAAUUGAGGAGAUAAAAGCAUCUCUACGGAACUAAGAAUUGUCCAAAGUGAAUAUGGACUUAAUGAUGCAUAUAAUGUAAUUUUCCUUUUUUAAAUAUAACAAAAGAAGUUGUAAAAGAAAAGGUGGAAAAGAGAAGCUUUUUUUAUCCUUUUCUCUUUGGCUUUAAGGCCUUGUACAUCUUUGUAACUAGCUCUGUACAAGGAUAAGUUGUAAUUUUCCAGACUUACCUAAAUGCAUAUAUUGGAAGUUCUCUCUCUA
Molecule: messenger RNA, 1604 nt
Organism: Lycium ferocissimum
Lineage: Eukaryota; Viridiplantae; Streptophyta; Magnoliopsida; Solanales; Solanaceae
Product: probable trehalose-phosphate phosphatase H
Exons: 10
Coding region: 247-1380 (377 amino acids)
Biological process (GO): trehalose biosynthetic process
Molecular function (GO): trehalose-phosphatase activity
Source: RefSeq, a predicted model, not a curated record